UGGGGAACACAUGUUGUGUGAUGAUAUCAAAUUCGAUACGUAAAACUUACGUGUAGUUUCAUUCUCACGAUCAAUGGUAUAAAAGGCGGUCUCUGUCCAGUCUCAAUACAAAGUAAACUCGUUCAUUGUGGAGUAUCUACACAACACAUACAUCCGGCAAUAUGAAGACCUUCCUCGUGUGUUCUGUCGUGAUUGCGGUCGCUCUGGCCAGAAGCCCACCCAUCUGUAAAUGCCCAAGGAUCCUAAGACCCGUCUGUGGCGAUGAUGGUUUCACGUACGACAACUCCUGCCUGAUGGAGUGCUCAGGUGUGCAAGCAGCAGAGAACCAGUUGUCUUGUUGUACCUGUAAUAAAAACUACGACCCAGUUUGCGGUACUGAUGGCCGAUCUUAUGGCAACGAGUGCUCGGCUUCCUGCAAAGGAAUUCGUGUCCUGAACAAGGGUGAGUGCCCCCGUCCUGCGAUUUGUACCGCGGAUUACAAUCCAGUAUGCGGCGUUGAUGGCGUCACCUAUGGAAACGCUUGUGGUGCUAGAGCAGCAAAUGUUGAGAUUGCAUCGGAGGGAGAAUGCCGUAAACCAUGUGCAUGUUUUCUAAUGUGGAAACCCGUCUGCGGCGUCGAUGGAAAAACCUACCCUAACGACUGUGUUGCCAAAUGCGAUAAUGUGGAAGUGGCCUCCGAAGGAAAGUGUCCGUGCAAGUGCACGAGAGAGAUGAACCCAGUGUGUGGAGAGGAUGGGAAUACAUACGACAACGAGUGCUUGGCCAAGUGCGAGGGCGUUGAAGUAACCAAGGAAGGAGAGUGUUAGAAAGCAGAGAUUAAAGGCAUCUUAUUCCUUUCACAACUCUUAGUUACAAUACUUAUGGAUUGUAUUUAAAAAUAAAGAUUAUUAAUAUCUA
This is a messenger RNA of Magallana angulata, 897 nucleotides long. RefSeq names its product serine protease inhibitor dipetalogastin-like. Gene Ontology annotation, molecular function: protein binding. Bases 162 to 806 code for a protein of 214 amino acids. The record is from RefSeq and is a predicted model, not a curated record. NCBI's taxonomy places the organism in Eukaryota, Metazoa, Mollusca, Bivalvia, Ostreida, Ostreidae. The transcript has 7 exons.